AUGGAAAUGCCAGAGGUAAUUGUGCCCAACCCACACUUGUUGCAGAGCGACCACCUACUCAAGUACAUAUUGGAGACGAGCGUGCACCCGAGAGAGCCACAGAUUCUCAAGGAGCUCAGGGAUACUACUGUCGCCGUAGAUACCCGGUCUCCAAUUGCUUUGGAUCCACAUUCUGGGCAAUUAGUGGGUAUGCUUCUGAAGAUGCUGAAUCCAAAGAGAACCCUUGAGAUUGGGGUCUACACUGGCUACUCCCUUCUUGCCACUGCCCUCUCUACUCCUCCUGAUGCCAAGAUCACGGCGAUAGAUCCGAAAGCGGAAUGGUACGGGGUGGGGCUGCCCUUCAUUAAAAAGGCAGGAGUUGAACACAAAAUUGACUUCAUCCACUCGAUAGCACUUCCCGUUCUUGAUGAUCUCCUCCUCCUCCAAGGUGGAAAUGAAGGGAGCUUCGAUUUUGCGUUUGUGGAUGCGGACAAGAACAACUACGGCAACUACCACGAGCGGCUGAUGAAGCUGGUGAAGAUCGGCGGCGUGAUAGUCUACGACAACGUCCUGUGGGGAGGCACGGUGGCGAGCCCCGACGGCGACGGUGUCCCCGACCACAUGAAGGAGAUCAUGGCGAUGGCGAUUGAGUUCAACCGGAGGAUCGCCGGCGAUGACCGCGUCGAGAUCUGCGUCGCCCCCGUCGGUGACGGCCUCACCAUCUGUCGCCGGAUUUCUUGA
This is a messenger RNA of Linum trigynum, 720 nucleotides long. Lineage: Eukaryota; Viridiplantae; Streptophyta; Magnoliopsida; Malpighiales; Linaceae. The record is from the annotation of a GenBank genome assembly.